This is a messenger RNA of Bradysia coprophila, 2476 nucleotides long. Its product is annotated as orexin/Hypocretin receptor type 1-like. The record is from RefSeq and is a predicted model, not a curated record. NCBI's taxonomy places the organism in Eukaryota, Metazoa, Arthropoda, Insecta, Diptera, Sciaridae. Gene Ontology annotation, biological process: G protein-coupled receptor signaling pathway. Gene Ontology annotation, cellular component: plasma membrane. Gene Ontology annotation, molecular function: neuropeptide Y receptor activity.
UGCGAAGGAGAACAUUGUCAAUAAAUCUGCUACCCAUGAAUAUGAACCGAAAGUCGUUGAUGUUCCAUAAAGAAGUGCAUCAAUUGGAAAUAGCAUCAAUUACCGCAAGUGGAAUGUUUUCACAUCGCAUUACGCUCAACGAAUGAAGUGAAAGCAAUAAACUAGAAGUGGAUAGAGGCCCUAGUAGCUAGAGUGUUAAAUAAGGAAUAAAUAUAAAAACGUGUGUGUGUGUGAUGUGGUGAUAAUUUAUUCGAUCAUUGAAUUAAAUUUAUGUCCUUACAGCCGCAUAUUGACGUUAACGAGAAAAUACGCCGAGAGUUAUGAUUACAAAUCUGAUAUAUUUUUAAGAAAAAUCAAUCAUGAUUACGUAAAAUGUCACGUACAGAUGCUCUGCUGUAGUAUAUAGAUAUUCCGUUUGAAAAUACAACCAGUACGAUUAUAUAUCGGAAUUAUAUACAGAAUGACGUCACCUAGAAAAUGUGGCCGUGAUGCUUUUCCCAUUACAUUUAUUUUGUUUUGCACAUUUGUGGCAAACGGUUAUUGUGAUAAUAAUAAUUUCAAUAAAAAUUACAAAGAAACAUUCAAGCCAAGACGUUUCAAUCCCAGAUUGAUUGAAAAUAAUAAUCAAAUUUUUCGCGAAAAUCAAAUCGAUUUCGGUUAUUUAACUUCGGUCGACCAUCAAUCUACAGUUAAGAAUUCUACACCAAAUCCAACCGAUGAAUGGAAUAACAACAACAUUCAAUGUAGGUGUAACGCAACGAAAUUACCGUCUGAAUCUACGUCGAUUGUUGACUGUCACAAUUGUGUUAAUCGUGAACGAGAAAAUGGUGAACGAGUUGUUGGUAACAACAAACUUGCCCAGUACGAUGCUAACGAAACAAUUUAUUUAAACGUUAAUUUCGAAAAUUUAACUGAUAGACAGCGACGGGAUGUGAUUGAUGAAAGUAGUACUUCAGCCAAUGGUUUACAUGAUCCAUCUACGACCCGACCAACCAUUGUGGCUGCCGUUGAAUCGAAUGACAAUGGAGAAUAUAUGAUAGACAAUGGUUAUCAUCUGGAUACAUAUGGCAAUUCCAGCUGCAUGGACGACGAUUGCAUCAAUCAUAAUUUAACAUGUGUUGGCGAAGAGCUUUAUUGCAAUUAUACGUACGACGAAUAUGUGGAAAUGUUAUACGAUUACAUUUAUCCGUCUGUAACCGAAUGGAUUCUGAUAUUCUCUCAUGCUGUGGUAUUCUUUAUGGGACUGGUGGGAAAUGCUUUAGUCUGCAUAUCGGUGUACAGCAAUUAUACGAUGAGAACGGUUACCAACAUAUUCAUUGUGAAUUUAGCUGUAGCCGAUUUUUUCGUAAUCCUCUUCUGUUUGCCGCCGACGGUGGUGUGGGAUGUUACAGAAACAUGGUUUUUGGGUGAAUCAAUGUGCAAAGUUGUGCUGUAUUUUCAGACUGUAUCCGUUACUGUAUCAGUGCUAACAUUGACAUUCAUAUCCAUUGAUCGAUGGUACGCUAUAUGUUUUCCUUUACGGUACGUUUCGACUAAUGUGCGUGCCGUUGGUUCAAUAGCAUUUAUAUGGAUGGUUGCUCUCGUAUCGGACAUACCUGAAUUUCUUUUUUCGACCACUAAGAAGAAGGCUUUGAGGUUCGGAAUCAACUUAUUCACUCAAUGCGUAUCAACCUGGGAGAAGGAAACGGAGAAGCUUUUUUACAUCGCCCGAUUCAUCGUACUGUAUGUGCUACCUCUCGUCAUGAUGACUGUGGCCUACUAUCAAAUUGUACGCGUUCUCUGGAAAUCAGAUACGAUACCCGGCCAUCGAGAAUCAAGGAAUCAAACGUACACCUGUGGAUAUUUACGUCCAUCUGGUCCAGCUGCAAAUUCAAGCACAAUGGGUCAGUUGAGGGCUCGAAGAAAAGCGGCCAAGAUGUUGGUGGCCGUUGUGGUGAUGUUCGCCAGUUGUUACUUUCCCGUUCAUGUACUCAACAUACUACGAUACACAAUCGACAUCGGCCAGAGCGAAGUUGUUACAAUAUUUUCCUUAUUUUCGCAUUGGCUGUGCUAUGCCAACAGCGCUAUAAAUCCGGUUAUUUAUAAUUUCAUGAGCGGUAAAUUCCGAAGAGAAUUCCGCAAUGCCCUGGACAAAUGUCGAUGUGGGCGUGUGCGAGUCGAAGAUCGUUCGCUCUACCACAGUACGCCAGCAACACGAAUAAACAACAUAAGUCCCAGCUCACGAAGUAAUUAUCAACUAACAAGCUUAAGAGAUAUGAAUAGCAUCCGAGACAGACAGACGAUUCAGACAUCAUUCAUAGAGAACGGCGGUAAUGGUCAUCCACAAUUGCAAAUCACACCAAUGUUGGACAAUCGUGUACCACAUUUGAAAUAUGAUCAUUGUGCCUGACGAGAAAAGAUUCGUGUCUCUUGGUCGAAGAAUUGUCCGAAGGAAAAAAGAGGCUACAAUCUUAAUAUGAUAAGUUAAGGUGAUCUA